Molecule: messenger RNA, 771 nt
Organism: Fusarium oxysporum Fo47
Lineage: Eukaryota; Fungi; Ascomycota; Sordariomycetes; Hypocreales; Nectriaceae
Exons: 1
Coding region: 1-771 (256 amino acids)
Source: RefSeq, a predicted model, not a curated record
AUGCUCUUCAACAACGCCAUUGUCGCCAUCGCUCUCAGCGUCGCUGUCAACGCCCUUCCCCAGACAUACCCCAAUAAGUGUGGCGACCAGGUCUGCCCUGCUGAUAAAGCCAAGUGCUGCGAGGUCAUUGUCAACGGAGUUGCUGAAAUUGGAUGCUUUGCUGAAUGCCCACCUAUCCAAGCUCUCCAGCGUCGACAGACGUACCCAAACAAAUGUGGCGACCAAGUUUGCCCUUCAGACAAGUCCAAAUGCUGCGAGGUCAUUGUCAACGGAGUUGCUGAAAUUGGAUGCUUUGCUGAAUGCCCACCUAUCCAAGCUCUCCAGCGUCGACAGACGUACCCAAACAAAUGUGGCGACCAAGUUUGCCCUUCAGACAAGUCCAAAUGCUGCGAGGUCAUUGUCAACGGAGUUGCUGAAAUUGGAUGCUUUGCUGAAUGCCCACCUAUCCAAGCUCUCCAGCGUCGACAGACGUACCCAAACAAAUGUGGCGACCAGGUCUGCCCUUCAGACAAGCCCAAAUGCUGCGAGGUCAUUGUCAACGGAGUUUCUGAAAUUGGAUGCUUUGAGGAAUGCCCUGCUCCACCCUCAGCCCAAGAAAAACUUCAACGCCGCGAGCAACCUACGGCCACUGCUGCAGCUUCUCCACCCAUUCCCACCUUUGGUCCUAAGUGCGGAGACUCUUUCUUCUGUCCUGUCGGCCAGGUCUGCUGCCCUAAUGCUCUCUACCACUGUGCCGACCCUGACAAGGUCAGCCAACAAUGCCCUCAGUAA